Messenger RNA from Ochotona curzoniae (black-lipped pika), 4560 nucleotides. It is a transcript of the gene MKLN1, whose product is annotated as muskelin 1. Bases 667 to 2709 code for a protein of 680 amino acids. NCBI's taxonomy places the organism in Eukaryota, Metazoa, Chordata, Mammalia, Lagomorpha, Ochotonidae. The transcript has 17 exons. The record is from RefSeq and is a predicted model, not a curated record. Gene Ontology annotation, molecular function: protein binding. Gene Ontology annotation, cellular component: cytoplasm.
GGUCUCAGUGAGUUGAUGGCUUAAUUUUGAUUCAUUUAGAGUUAGUUCUCAUGUAUGUGACAGGGAUGGCCACCUGCAGUAGUAUGACCCUCAUGAAAUAGGAAGUCCGCCAGGUGUCCGCAUUGGUCUUCAGACUUGGACCCCAUGUAUUCUCUCCUCAGUAACUGCCUGCUUAUGUUUCCUAGUUGAAAUGGCUCUGUUUGUCCCCGUGUGUCGUUGGCUCCGUUAGACAUUUGUAGCAGAUCUGGCUUGUUCACUUGCUCACUGGCGGGGAUGGUGAGUGCAUCUUGGAGUUUGAAGGUCUUACAUUCCGUCACUGGGUUAGAGUGUCAGUGGAGCUGUUGGAGUGUGUCGGUGGGAACAGGUGCUUGAUUUUGCAAUUUGGUUUAUUUGGCAAUUAACUUUAUUUCACUUGUAUUUCACUUAAUAAUGUAGGUCACCUAAUGAAUACCAACCUGGUUCUGUCCUGGCCACUUUGCUUCCAGCCCAAGUCCUUGGGUGCCUGCCCGUGUGUGGCCAGGUGAACUCAGUCCUGAGCUGGCUUUGACCUGGCCCAGCCAAAGUUGUGAGCGUUUGGGGAGUGAACCACCAGAUCAGACAUCUUUCCCUGACUGUCUAAUGUUUCUCUGCCUUUCCAAGAAAAUGAAAAGAGUUCUUUAAGUGGCAAUGUACUUGAUUCUGAAGCUGGAGAGGCCUGCUGUAGUCCAGAACAUCACAUUCGGAAAAUACGAGAAAACUCACGUGUGCAACUUGAAGAAGUUCAAGGUCUUUGGUGGAAUGAAUGAAGAGAACAUGACAGAGCUGCUGUCCAGUGGCUUAAAGAAUGAUUACAACAAGGAGACAUUCACAUUGAAGCAUAAAAUUGAUGAGCAAAUGUUCCCUUGUCGAUUCAUAAAAAUAGUUCCGCUGCUGUCCUGGGGACCAAGCUUUAACUUCAGCAUCUGGUACGUUGAGCUUAGUGGCAUUGACGAGCCUGAUGUGGUGCAGCCAUGUCUCAACUGGUACAGCAAGUACCGUGAACAGGAAGCCAUUCGACUUUGUCUGAAGCACUUCCGGCAGCACAACUACACUGAAGCGUUUGAGUCACUGCAGAAGAAGACCAGGAUCGCUCUGGAACAUCCCAUGCUGACGGGUCUGCACGACAAGCUCGUGCUCAAGGGGGAUUUUGAUGCGUGUGAAGAGCUCAUUGAAAAAGCUGUCCAUGAUGGCUUAUUCAACCAGUACAUCAGCCAGCAGGAGUAUAAGCCGCGCUGGAGCCAGAUCAUCCCCAAGAGCACCAAAGGUGAUGGAGAGGAGAACCGGCCGGGAAUGCGAGGCGGCCAUCAGAUGGUGAUUGACGUUCAAACAGAGACCGUGUAUUUGUUUGGUGGCUGGGAUGGCACACAAGAUCUGGCUGACUUCUGGGCCUACAGCGUGAAGGAGAACCAGUGGACGUGUAUCUCCAGGGACACUGAGAAAGAGAAUGGUCCGAGUGCCAGGUCGUGUCAUAAAAUGUGCAUCGACACCCAGCGGAGGCAGAUCUACACACUGGGGCGUUACCUGGAUUCCUCCGUGAGGAACAGCAAAUCCCUGAAAAGUGACUUCUAUCGCUAUGACAUCGACACGAACACGUGGACGCUCCUAAGUGAAGACACUGCGGCCGACGGGGGGCCGAAGCUGGUGUUUGAUCAUCAGAUGUGCAUGGACUCCGAAGAACACAUGAUCUACACUUUCGGUGGCAGAAUCCUGACGUGUAACGGCAGCGUGGACGACAGCAGAGCCAGUGAGCCGCAGUUCAGCGGCUUGUUCGCUUUCAACUGCCAAUGUCAAACCUGGAAACUUCUCCGAGAAGACUCCUGUAAUGCUGGGCCCGAGGACAUCCAGUCUCGGAUAGGACACUGCAUGCUGUUCCACGCAAAAAAUCGUUGCUUGUACGUAUUUGGUGGCCAGCGAUCAAAGACUUACUUGAAUGAUUUCUUUAGCUAUGACGUGGACUCUGAUCAUGUGGACAUAAUAUCUGAUGGAACCAAGAAGGAUUCCGGCAUGGUUCCCAUGACAGGGUUCACACAGAGGGCAACAAUUGAUCCAGAACUGAAUGAAAUACACGUCCUGUCGGGGCUGAGCAAAGACAAAGAGAAGAGGGAAGAGAACGUGAGGAAUUCCUUCUGGAUUUAUGACAUUGUGAGGAACGGCUGGUCUUGUGUAUAUAAGAAUGAUCAAGCUGCAAAGGAAAAUCCAAGUAAAAGUCUUCAGGAGGAAGAGCCAUGUCCGAGAUUCGCUCAUCAGCUUGUGUACGAUGAGCUACACAAGGUUCAUUAUUUAUUUGGUGGGAAUCCAGGAAAAUCUUGCUCUCCAAAGAUGAGAUUAGAUGACUUCUGGUCGCUGAAGCUGUGUAGGCCUUCGAAAGAUUACUUGCUGAGACAUUGCAAGUUCCUCAUUAGAAAACACAGAUUUGAAGAAAAGGCUCAGCUGGACCCCCUGAGUGCGUUGAAAUACUUACAGAACGACCUCUAUGUGACUGUGGAUCACUCAGACCCUGAGGAGACCAAAGAGUUUCAGCUCUUAGCUUCAGCUCUGUUCAAAUCUGCUUCUGAUUUUACAGCUCUAGGCUUUUCCGAUGUGGAUCACACCUAUGCUCAGAGAACUCAGCUCUUUGACACCUUAGUCAAUUUCUUUCCUGACAGCAUGACUCCUCCUAAAGGCAACUUGGUGGACCUUAUCACGCUGUAAGGCAGGUCAGAGAGACGCAAGCGCAGCAGGAGGCGGCCUGCGGCCUGUCCUGGAUGGCAAGCUGGGCUGCCCUGGCUGAGCCCCCCUGGCUGAGCCCCCCUGGCUGAGCCCGUGGCAGAGCUGGGAAGGCAUCUCCACCCUCACAAGUUUAAUCCUCUUCUCCUGCCUGACCGCAACCCCCUUCGCUUCAUCCUAUCCCAGACUAGGCUAAUAAAGUGAAAUUGGUAUACUUCCCAUUUAAAUACAUACAUAUAUUUUUCUUACUUUAACCUUCAAGAAUUAAUCAAUAUAAAGGAAAACAACUGGGCCGUUUACCCUGCCCUGACUCUCACCUUUCCUUUUUUGGAUUGUGAAGUUGCGCCCGAUGAACUACUCGGUGCUGAAGGAUGUUGGGACUUGGGUGUUUGGCUAGCUCUCCUCUCUCUCGCCUUCCAAUUUCACUUUAUCUCACAUCACACAACUGCUUGUAAAUGUGUUGCUUGUUGCCGCGUAGACUUCAUUCCCAGCAGGUGUGUAGUACUUGUGCCACGGUGGCUGUGUGCAGACGUGAUGUGCGUGUCAGUGUUGUCACACAUCAAGAACAGGCAGAGCAGAGAGCUCACACCUGCACUCUUUGCCGUAGAACAAAGAAACAAAAUGCAGGACGGUCCGGGACGCCCAGCUGAGGUCAGUGUAGGAUGUUUCUGUAGCAGACUUCUCAGAGUGGAUCCGAGGUGCCCUCUGGCUCCAAGUCACAGAACCUGUAAGCUGAGAAGUGAGUUUGGAACCUUCAAGAGCCAUUCCAAAACUCCCGAGCGGGAGAGCUGUGAGGUGUCUAGCCAGCGUGGAGAACGGUGAGCCGUCAUGGGAGGCGACCUGCGGGGCUCGGGUGGAGGCCGGGGCUGUGUCCAGAGACCGCCCUAGCCCGCUGCCGGAGCUGACCUCCGUGCACGUCGGCUCCCUGCAUCAACUUCUCUGCACUCAUGUAUUGACAAGUAGUGGUUUGUGAUUUCUGCUGGUGUGCAGCUGACUGCACUUCACUUGGUACUUUUUUAAAUGGAGAAAACUAUUUUUUCAUUGAAUAAGAAGGAGGACAUGACUGUUGAUUUUUUGCCACAACUCCAAGGUUCGUUUUUGCUUUUGUUUUGUGCCGAAGACAGAGGUGCUGUGGUCUGCAGUUUAGGAAAUCCGGCUGGUCUUCACAUCUGCCCUGACAGUGAGCUGUCUGCAACUCCUCGCUACCGUGCUGCAAGCCAGCUCGGCACCCGCAGUGGGUGUCUGUCGGGCAGCUCUGCAGACGGAGCAAUGCAGGAACUGGGGAAGGGAGAGAGGCCUGGCUCGCCGAGAGAAGUGUUUUUGCUAGUUUAGCUUGAGCCAUCGGGGCUGCAGUCAGCGGGGAUUUAUUCCACAGGCAUGCCUGCUGUGUCUGGAGGGUUCAUAAGGUAGCUGUGCAUAUGCAUCAUGACCAGUUGAUCGUACAGUUCAGUAAAUACAGUUUACUUAUAUAAUUGUAUAGUUCCAUAACACGAUUCUCCUGGAGUAAUGUUCCAGAACCAGAAAAUGUCAGUCUGACAUUGUCACCAGCCGAGUCUCAUUUUGUGAAGAUUGGUGCAGAUCAGACUGGCAGGCUGACCUUGAUUGGACUACAUUGAAAAGCUCUGGUAAAACAGCAACCAGAUGAAGCCUGCUGCCCUCUGCUCUCUGCCCUUUGCCCUUUGCCCUCUGGUCCUCGUGCUUCGUGACCUUCAGCAGUGCCCUAGACGCUCAUUACUGGAAGGAAGCCCAGCUCUUGACCUCAGUGAUUUUGUUUUCUGAAUCACAUCUUUUUGUUUUAAAUAUAUGCUUUAAAUAAAUUUAUGCUUCUUUUAAUUU